AUGCUCUUCACGCAGUCCGACAUCAGUAUUACCUCGUCUCAAGAUGAUGCGGUCCUAGACGCUUCUUUCUCUUUAGAUCCUAUCGACUUUCUUGGAGUCCCGCGGAACUAUGAUUACUUCGACAUCCCGGACCUCUUCCUCUUUGAGGAUCUUUGUCCCGAGUCCACCUCCGAGGUCAUUGUCUCCGGGACAUCACCUACGCAUAUGGGAGCCUUAGAAGCGACAGCAGCUCCGCCGGAAACAGACACCAUGGAUUCACCUCAAUACAUUCCUGAGGUCGACACGCACUAUUCUGAGCCCUAUUUUCCCCUGCCGUCUCCUGGUCUCCCCGAUGCAGUAUCCGUCCCCGCAUACUAUCCACAGGAUGUGCACUACGCUUAUGAUCCUGUUCCUUCUGCCUCGCCGACGGUAUACGGCAUUACCAGGUCCUUGGCCGAGCUCUCUCUGCUCGACUCGGGAAACACUACGCCGUACACUCCACAGCUCGCCGUUUCUAUCACAUCACCGCCGACUCCCUUCUCUUCCGACUCGGAGGCUCUUACAGACAGCAGCAGCGGCGAGAGCUCCAGCGACGAUGAAUCUAGUCCGUCGAGCUCACCUAGCGUCUACACGACGUCAAUAUCCCGUUCUGCAUCGACCGCACCUUUGCCCUCGUCUUCUUCUCGCUCGCCUCCGCGCGCGCACACGCGGCGGAAGUCCCCCUACACGCGCGACCAUCCCCAAAGGCCAUCGAAGAAAGCGAGAUCUGACUCGUCUUCUACGCCUGCAAACAUUCCCAGACGUACGAAGCCGAGGAAUAUACAGACCAGCUAUUCCUUCCACGAACUCGAGGCGAUGAUCGCAAAGGGCUCGCGCCGGUGUCCGGUCGAUGAGUGUUCAUUCACGCCGGCGAGUGGGAAGCGAGACGAUCUGGUGCGCCACAUCAAGACGCACUGCGAGGACAAGGGCGAAGAGUGGGUGUGUUGCGGUGUGCCCUUGUCUUCGGCGCGGUCGCGUCGCGUCGCUGGCACGUGCAAGCCGUUCGAGUACGGGGGCCAGAUGAGAGUGGGUGGGUGUCUGCUGUCGUUCAGUCGGAAAGAUGCUCUGGGGCGCCAUGUGAGGGACAGCAAGAAUUGCGUGUGGGUGCUCCGCUACUGCACAACAAACAUCCCUUCGACUGCCCGCCGUGCCACUACGAUGUCUUCAGGGUCUCGCGGACAGUCUACUACACUCCUCGUCUCUGCUCAGGGCGGUCACUCUGCACGGAACGCACCAUACACAGGCCGUCAAUACUUGCUACCCUCCGAUCUCGAGUCGUGUGCCUGGUCGUCUGAUGACUGGUUCGUGGAGAACUUUGCCAGAACAACAGAGGAGCCUACGUUAGCAGAUGCUCCUGCUCCUGCUCAUCUGAGUACGAAUCGGUUGUACAGGACGCACGCUGAGUCUGUCCAUGUUGUUGUUCCGGACAUACACUCGCGUUUCGCGGGACAUCCGUACAAUGUAUCGGCUUCGAGCCCAUACGAGAUCUCUCGGAGCGCGGGUCCUUCUGUCCCAGCAUACUUUGGCUCCCUGGAAUAUGUCAUGUACCCCGAAGCAAUGUCGAACUUAUCCUUGCAGGCCAUCACGCCAGCUGCCGGUACAUAUCACCAUCCUGUCUUCGCUGUGCCCGCAGUGGUCUCCGAACCAACCACAGACGUUUUCUACUCCAGUUCACCGGUGCACCCGCCGCCUUCUGUAUACACGAAUUCCCCGGACAGCUCCUCGUCCUGCUCUCCUUCGUCAUCAUCGCCCACGUCGCCCUUCACUUCCAGCGAUUCAGACCGGGUCCGCACAUCGUCCGCACAGCGCUCGCCAGCGCCGAAGAAGACACGCCGUCGCGCCCCCUACUCGAGCGAAUCUGCAAAGUCUCGACGGAGAACGUCUCGCUCGUCGUCUUCCUCCUCGAGCGUCAGCACGCCUUCGGCCACAGGCAAGCGGCGUCUUGCACCACCCCGCAAUAUCCAGGCUCCCAUUGACGUCGCUGCGUUCGUCCGUGCUGACUCCCUGCAAUGCCCAGUGUGCCUGCAUGUGCCUGCAGAGAGAAGCUCUGCUGCGCUACGGCGUCACCUGGAAACCCAUGAUCGCAGCCUCGCCAACAAUGUCUGGGUGUGCUGCGGCGUGCCGGAGGAGAUAGCAGGCAUGUAUGAGAUCAGGGAUGGUUCGAAGCGACUGGAGCACAAGGGUCAGUGGAUGGUGGGAGGAUGUGGAAUCGAUUUCAGCCGGAAGGACUCUUUGAUUCGGCACCUCAAGGACAGUAAGGAGCCGUGUACUGCCGAUCUCGCUUUGGGUGAGGCACUGGGUUGGUUUGACAAAUGA
Molecule: messenger RNA, 2334 nt
Organism: Postia placenta MAD-698-R-SB12
Lineage: Eukaryota; Fungi; Basidiomycota; Agaricomycetes; Polyporales; Adustoporiaceae
Exons: 4
Coding region: 1-2334 (777 amino acids)
Source: RefSeq, a predicted model, not a curated record